CAAUUUAAUACUGCCAGUUCAUUCGUUCGAUCAACAUGGUACGACCCUGCAGAUAUUUUGCGAUACAUUUUAUUCUCUUACGAUUCCUUGGUUUAGGGUGGUGGCAUCAUCCCCACGAAAAUAAAACUAGGAAUUAUCCCGGCCUAUACCUGUACUAUUCUAUUUUGACACAGCUGGUUUGGGUGGUCGGUUUUGUGGGACUAGAAACAAUAGAUCCUUUUGUCGGUGAGAAAGAUAUGGAUCGAUUUAUGUUCAGUCUCUCGUUUGUCAUUACUCACGACCUGACAUUGAUCAAACUUUACAUAUUUUAUUUUCGAAAUGAAGAAAUUCAAGACAUCGUCCGCACCAUUGAAAUAGAUCUAUAUAGAUAUUACCAAAAUGAUGACAAAAUUCGCGCGACGAUCAGAAUUUCGCGAAUUUUUACUGCAGCUUUCCUUUUCUUUGGUUGGGUGACGAUAGGAAACGCAAAUAUUUACGGUAUCGUACAGGAUCUUCGUUGGAAAGACAUCGUAAAGAAUUUAAAUGAGACGACAUCUAAGCCCUUAAGAACAUUACCGCAACCGAUUUUCAUACCGUGGCCGUAUCAGGAAGAUAAACACUACAUUCUGACAUUCAUUCUCGAAACAAUGGGCUUGUUGUGGACUGGCCAUAUUGUAAUGACUAUAGAUACUUUUAUCGCGUCUGUUAUUCUGCAUAUGAGUACUCAGUUUGCGAUACUAAGAGAAGCAAUCGUAACCGCUUACGAUCGAACGAUGAUCACUCUUUCUGAAGGGGCUUUGCAAAGUGGCGUUCUUUGUGAGAACAGUAAUGGAAACGAAGAAAAUAACCAGAUUUUUCUUGAAUCAUUCUAUUCAAAAGAGCAUAUUGAAUCGGUAUUGGAGAGUACACUGUUAAGUUGUAUUCGGCAGCACCAGCUUCUAAUUGGAUGUGUGGAGAAAUUCUCCAAAACCUAUUCAUACGGUUUCAUGACGCAACUUUUGUCUAGUAUGGCCGGCAUCUGCGUGGUAAUGGUUCAAGUUUCGCAAGACGCAUCCAGUUUCAAAUCGGUCAGGCUUGUCACAUCGUUGGCUUUCUUUUUCGCUAUGGUCAUACAGUUGGCCAUACAAUGUUUCACUGGCAAUGAACUAACUAUACAAGCUGAGAGAAUUGCGGAUGCAGUAAUGGAAAGUAAAUGGGAGAAGAUGCCAGUGAGACUGCGACGCCUUCUCUUGGUGACGAUGAUGCGUGCCCAACGUCCUUUGCACCUUACAGCCGCUGGAUUCGCCUAUAUCGACAACACUUGCUUUCUCUCGAUCCUGAAAGCAGCUUAUUCGUAUUACGCAGUUCUUAGUCAGAAACAAGGCUGAGUAAAUCAAACAACUCAAUGGGCACAAUUUUUUUAUUGUAAUGUCUUCACCAGUUUUUAUUUUUCCUAAAUCGCUUAUCUACAAUAUAGAAAUCUAGUCUAUCACAGAUAAUUUGUAUAGAUAUAAUAAUUUAAAUAAAAAACUACGUUAUUUUAGUAAUACCCUUACUGACUAAUAUAAGUUGUAUGUAUUUUUUUUUCUCUGACGAUCAGAGUUCUGUGAUCUAACUUGAUGACCUAGUUCCAAAUUGUUUUUUGGCAAUAACAAUUUCAAUGCAUUUCAUGUUUAAAACUAUUUUCAUUAGCAUAAUUACUCAAUGUUUCCUAGAAAUACUUUCUAGUA
Messenger RNA from Bombyx mandarina (wild silkworm), 1688 nucleotides. RefSeq names its product olfactory receptor 60 (gene Or-60). The record is from RefSeq and is a predicted model, not a curated record. Lineage: Eukaryota; Metazoa; Arthropoda; Insecta; Lepidoptera; Bombycidae.